Messenger RNA from Euleptes europaea (tarantolino), 1364 nucleotides. RefSeq names its product exosome component 9 (gene EXOSC9). Gene Ontology annotation, biological process: exonucleolytic trimming to generate mature 3'-end of 5.8S rRNA from tricistronic rRNA transcript (SSU-rRNA, 5.8S rRNA, LSU-rRNA); nuclear polyadenylation-dependent rRNA catabolic process; TRAMP-dependent tRNA surveillance pathway. Gene Ontology annotation, cellular component: nuclear exosome (RNase complex); cytoplasmic exosome (RNase complex). The record is from RefSeq and is a predicted model, not a curated record. The transcript has 12 exons. Lineage: Eukaryota; Metazoa; Chordata; Lepidosauria; Squamata; Sphaerodactylidae. The coding region runs from base 4 to 1329 and encodes 441 amino acids.
GCUAUGAAGGAGACGCCGCUGUCCAACUGCGAGAAGCGCUUCUUGCUGCGCGCCAUCGAGGAGAGGAAGCGUCUGGAUGGGCGCCAGUGCUAUGACUACAGAAACAUCCGCAUUUCCUUUGGCACCGACUAUGGCUGCUGCAUUGUGGAGCUUGGGAAGACCAGAGUUCUUGGACAAGUUUCGUGUGAACUUGUCUCUCCAAAGCCAAAUCGUGCGACAGAAGGGAUACUUUUCUUUAAUCUUGAGCUCUCUCCGAUGGCAUCACCUGCUUUUGAACCUGGCAGGCAGUCUGAGCUCCUUGUGAAACUGAAUCGACUGUUAGAAAGAUGCCUAAGAAAUUCCAAGUGUAUAGAUACGGAAUCUCUCUGUGUUGUAGCGGGUGAAAAGGUGUGGCAAAUCCGUGUGGACCUGCAUUUGUUGAAUCACAAUGGAAACAUCAUUGAUGCAGCAAGCAUAGCAGCAAUAGUGGCACUGUGCCAUUUUCGGCGGCCAGAUGUGUCUGUGCAAGGAGAGGAAGUAACUCUGUACACUCCUGAGGAAAGGGAUCCUGUCCCACUGAGUAUCCACCACAUGCCUAUCUGUGUAAGCUUUGCUUUCUUCCAACAAGGGACCUAUCUAUUAGUGGAUCCCAGCGAACAGGAGGAACGUGUGAUGGAUGGCCUCCUUGUGAUUGCCAUGAAUAAGCACCGUGAGAUUUGUACCAUUCAGUCCAGUGGUGGGAUUAUGCUGUUAAAAGAUCAGGUUCUGGUCUGCAGUAAAAUAACAGGGGUUAAAGUUGCAGAAAUCACAGAACUAAUUCAGAAAGCCUUGGCAAAUGAUCAGAAAGUUAGGAAAGAAGGAGGGAAAUUUGGAUUUGCAGAAUCUAUUCCAAACCAAAGGAUAACAGCCUUUAAAAUAGAACAAGCCCCGAUUGACACUGAUGAUGUACAACAGCAAGCUGAAGAAAUUAUUGCCAAAGCAUCCCCUCCUUCAGAAGUUUUGGCCAACCCGGUGUUAUGGGCUCCUGGCACUGCUCAGAUUGGCGAAGGGGUUGAGAAUUCUUGGGGAGACUUUGAGGAAUCUGAAAAGGAAGAAGAGGAGGAAAUUGCUCAGGAUAAAUCUCCAACUACAGAAGACCACAGUAUGGAAACGGGAGAUAGUAGUGCUGGAACCCAAAACAAGAAAGAUGAGACAAUCGUGCUAUCUGACAGUGAGGAGGAAGACGUUAUCAUUCUAGAGCCAGAAGGGGCACAAAAGAACAGAACAGAGACCUCUCACAAACAGGACAUCGCAAGUAAAAAAACAGGUAGCAAAAAAAAGCGAAAGAGUUAUUCGCUAAAAAAACAUUAAUGCAAAAAUGUUUAUACAUUAAACCUUUCCUUGUA